Verticillium alfalfae VaMs.102 is the source of this 669-nucleotide messenger RNA. Its product is annotated as cutinase. The transcript has a single exon. The record is from RefSeq and is a predicted model, not a curated record. Bases 1 to 669 code for a protein of 222 amino acids. Gene Ontology annotation, molecular function: cutinase activity. Gene Ontology annotation, biological process: carbohydrate catabolic process. Gene Ontology annotation, cellular component: extracellular region. Lineage: Eukaryota; Fungi; Ascomycota; Sordariomycetes; Glomerellales; Plectosphaerellaceae.
AUGUUCCACACGUCGCCCAUACGCAGCAUCCGCCGUGUGGCCAUCGCACUCGGCGUCCUAGCCUGCCAUUUCGUGACUCGGACCCACGGCCUGCCCUCGCCCGCCGCCGAUGCCAUGACGGCCGGCGAGUGGCUGGAGCGCACCGACGCGUCCGCCCUCGCCCCGCGGCAAGACAUACCCCCGGGCCUCGGCCAGUUCCCCGCGGGCCCGCUGAACCAGUUCCUCCGGAUCAUCAGCUCGCUGCCGACGGGCGAGCGCGCCCUCGACGCCGUCGCCAAGAUCCUGACGCCGCUGCAGCAGGGCCUCGCCACCGCCGCCGGCAUCGAUACGACGAGGGAGGACCUCGCGCAGGAGGCCCCGUGCGCCGCCGUCACCGUCGUCUUCGCGCGCGGCACGACCGAGCCCGGCUCCGUCGGCCUCAUCGCCGGCCCCCCCUUCUUCGACGCCCUGCGCGACCAGCUCGGCGCCGAGACCCUCGCCGUCCAGGGCGUCGCGUAUCCGGGCCACCUUUUGCCGGGCUUCAACAGGAAUGGCACGGACGGCGUGCCGAGCAUGUUAAGCAAAAACCAUGCAGCGGAACGCGCGGCGGGGCCCAAGACGGGGGGACCUGGUCAAGACGGCCAACUUCGGCAAAAGGACAGCCACCAAAACUUGGCAGAGACGGCUUGA